Messenger RNA from Corticium candelabrum, 1263 nucleotides. RefSeq lists its product as uncharacterized. The transcript is spliced from 4 exons. Lineage: Eukaryota; Metazoa; Porifera; Homoscleromorpha; Homosclerophorida; Plakinidae. The coding region runs from base 331 to 1068 and encodes 245 amino acids. The record is from RefSeq and is a predicted model, not a curated record.
UUGUCUUUGCUCUGUUGCUUUCUACUUUCGUCGGCUGCUGCAUUUCUUGAAACAUCAUGUCACACGUGUGCUGACUUUGCAGUUCAACAAGUGUGUGAUGCAACACCCAUUACGUCCAACGGAAGUUGUUGUUCCAUCAAUAGUAUUUCUGCGACUAAAGAUAGUCUACCUAUUGUGGAUGACAACUACUCAGCAGACCGCCACAGUUCCAAUUUCGCAUCCAUUACAGUAACCCCAACUGAUGACUGCUCCGGAACCUGCAAUCCUAGCAGCCCAUACAAAGACAGCUGUGAAACAGAUUGGUGCUCCCAAAACACUUCAAUCACGUGUAUGUUUGACGCGGGAAUGUUUUGCACGCUCGCCGGUUUUUCCUCAAAAUCCCGAAGUACUGCGUGCUCUGUCGACAAACAGACAACCGGAAACGACUGGUCUCUGACAGUGAUAGGCACUAACUCCGCUUGUAAAGCGAUUUGUUACAGUCUAGACCUUCUACAAGUAGAAACUUACUCACUUGCGUUGUUUUCUUACCCAACUGGUGUCGAUGGCGUUCCGUUGAAAGUGGAAACUUCGAGGGCGGCUAGAUACUGUUUUCUGCAAGAAAUAUCGAUCCGUUUGUUAAAUUCUGCAAGUCAGUGGAAAACGGCAGGAUGCAACCUAACAUACACUCCUGACAAGGAAUGGUGGAUAACAGUUGGUGCGAAUCCACGCAAGGUCGUUCACACCAACUGCACAGUUGGUUGUCUUGAAACAAGCGAUUGCAACCAAAACAGCACUAGCUCUAGAGUGAGUGGAAUCUACGUCACCACUCAGCUUGGUAAGAUUGGUAACUAUCCUCGCUUGCAAUUCUGCUCUAUGACGGGCUUCGUGGCAACGUACAGAAUAAAACGCAAGAGACAUCGACACAAGAAGCCUAGUAUAGGAGGUGAUUGCUUGGUCAGCAAUGACAAGAAUGGAACCUACUACUUGGAGAACAAUAUUCCUACGACGGCUAGUAACGUUCACUUUACAUGUGCAGCUCAGUGUGGAUGUUUUGAACACGUGACCCACUGCUACUCACUUUCGUUUUAGCUAUGUUGCGUUCUUGGUGCUUCUGUGCUAUUAUAAAUACCUCAUAUGCAUAUUAUUAAUUAAUGCAUUGUGACUUCGUAGACUCUAUAUCUAGUUAGUGGUUGCAUCAACGAGAAGAAUGAAACUUACUAGACUUGGAGAGCAAUAUUUCUACGACGGCUAAUAACGUUCACUUUGUGCAGCUCAGUGUGAAUG